Bufo bufo (common toad) is the source of this 5298-nucleotide messenger RNA. RefSeq names its product mucin-2-like. The transcript is spliced from 4 exons. Lineage: Eukaryota; Metazoa; Chordata; Amphibia; Anura; Bufonidae. The annotation marks the transcript as partial. The record is from RefSeq and is a predicted model, not a curated record.
ACUACAUCUCCAACAACUGAACCACCCACAACUACUACAUCAUCCACUACCACUGAACCUCCCACAACCACUACAUCACCGACUACAACUGAACCUCCCACUACUACCACAUCUCCAACAACUGAACCUCCCACAACAACUACAUCACCGACCACAACUGAACCUCCCACAACUACUACAUCUCCAACAACUGAACCACCCACAACUACUACAUCAUCCACUACCACUGAACCUCCCACAACCACUACAUCACCGACUACAACUGAACCUCCCACUACUACUACAUCUCCAACAACUGAACCUCCUACAACAACUACAUCACCCAUUACCACAGAAUCUCCCACAACUACUAUAUCUCCAACAACUGAACCUACUACAACAACUACAUUACCCAUUACCACUGAAUCUCCCACAACUACUACAUCUCCAACAACUGAACCUCCCACAACUACUACAUCACCAACUACAACUGAACCUCCCACAACCACUAUAUCCCCAACAACUGAACCUCCCACAACCACUACAUCGCCGACUACAACUGAACUUCUCACAACUACUACAUCUCCAACAACUGAACCUCCCACAACAACUACAUCACCCACUACCACUGAACCUCCCACAACCACUACAUCACCGACUACAACUGAACCUCCCACAACAACUACAUCAUCCACUACCACUGAACCUCCCACAGCUACUACAUCUCCAACAACUGAACCUUCCACGACAACUACAUCACUGACUACAACUGAACCUCCCACAACUACUACAUCUCCAACAACUACAUCACCCAUUACCACUGAACCUCCCACAACUACUACAUCUCCAACAACUGAACCUCCCACAACUAUGACAUCACUGACUACAACCGAACCUCCCACAACCACUACAUCACAGACUACAACUGAAUCUCCCACAACAACUACAUCAUCCACUACCACUGAACCUCCCACAACUACUACAUCUCCAACAACUGAACCUUCCACGAAAACUACAUCACUGACUACAACUGAACCUCCCACAACUACUACAUCUCCAACAACUACAUCACCCAUUACCACUGAACCUCCCACAACUACUACAUCUCCAACAACUGAACCUCCCACGACAACUACAUCACAGACUACAACUGAAUCUCCCACAACUACUACAUCAUCCACUACCACUGAACCUCCCACAACUACUACAUCACCAACUACAACUGAACCUCCAACAACCACUACAUCUCCAACAACUGAACCUCCCACAACUACUACAUCACCAACGACAACUGAACCUCCCACAACCACUACAUCACCAACUACAACUGAAUCUCCCACAACCACUACAUCUCCAACAACUGAACCUCCCACAUCUACGAUAUCACCAACAACAACUGAACCUCCCACAACCACUACAUCACUGACUACAACUGAACCUCCCACAACUACUACAUCUCCAACAACUACAUCACCCAUUACCACUGAACCUCCCACAACUACUACAUCUCCAACAACUGAACCUCCCACAACUACGACAUCACUGACUACAACUGAACCUCCCACAACCACUACAUCACAGACUACAACUGAAUCUCCCACAACAACUACAUCAUCCACUACCACUGAACCUCCCACAACUACUACAUCUCCAACAACUGAACCUUCCACGACAACUACAUCACUGACUACAACUGAACCUCCCACAACUACUACAUCUCCAACAACUACAUCACCCAUUACCACUGAACCUCCCACAACUACUACAUCUCCAACAACUGAACCUCCCACGACAACUACAUCACAGACUACAACUGAAUCUCCCACAACUACUACAUCAUCCACUACCACUGAACCUCCCACAACUACUACAACUACUACAUCAUCCACUACCACUGAACCUCCCACAACUACUACAUCUCCAACAACAACUACUUCACCAACUACAACUGAACCUCCCACAACUACAUCAUCACCGACUACAACUGAAUCUCCCACAACUACUACAUCAUCCACUACCACCGAACCUCCCACAACUACUACAUCACCAACUACAACUGAACCUCCAACAACCACUACAUCUCCAACAACUGAACCUCCCACAACUACUACAUCACCAACUACAACUGAACCUCUCACAACCACUACAUCAUUAACUACAACUGAACCUCCCACAACCACUACAUCUCUAACAACUGAACCUCCCACAACUACGACAUCACCAACUACAACUGAACCUCCCACAACCACUACAUCUCCAACAACUGAACCUCCCACAACUACGACAUCACCAACUACAACUGAACCUCCCACAACCACUACAUCACUGACUACAACUGAAUCUCCCACAAUUACUACAUCAUCCACUACCACUGAACCUCCCACAACUACUACAUCUCCAACAACUACAUCACCCAUUACCACUGAACCUCCCACAACUACUACAUCUCCAACAACUGAACCCCCCACAACUACUACAUUAUCUACUACAACUGAAUCUCCCACAACUACUACAUCAUCCACUACCACUGAACCUCCCACAACUACUACAUCUCCAACAACUACAUCACCCAUUACCACUGAACCUCCCACAACUACUACAUCUCCAACAACUGAACCUCCCACAACAACUACAUCACUGACUACAACUGAACCCCCCACAACUACUACAUUAUCUACUACAACUGAAUCUCCCACAACUACUACAUCAUCCACUACCACUGAACCUCCCACAACUACUACAUCACCAACUACAACUGAACCUCCAACAACUACUACAUCUCCAACAACUGAACCUCCCACAACUACGACAUCACCAACUACAACUGAACCUCCCACAACCACUACAUCAUUGACUACAACUGAAUCUCCCACAACUACUACAUCAUCCAUUACCACUGAACCUCCCACAACUACUACAUCUCCAACAACUGAACCUUCCACGACAACUACAUCACUGACUACAACUGAACCUCCCACAACUACUAUAUCCCUAACAACUACAUCACCCAUUACCACUGAACCUCCCACAACUACUACAUCUCCAACAACUACGACAUCACCAACUACAACUGAACCUCCCACAACCACUACAUCAUUGACUACAACUGAAUCUCCCACAACUACUACAUCAUCCAUUACCACUGAACCUCCCACAACUACUACAUCUCCAACAACUGAACCUCCCUCGACAACUACAUCUCUGACUACAACUGAACCUUCCACAACCACUACAUCUCCAACAACAACUAUAUCACCCAUUACCACUGAACCUCCCACAACCAGUACAUCACCGUCUACAACUGAAUCUCCCACAACUACUACAUCAUCCACUACAACUGAAUCUCCCACAACUACAACAUCUCCAACAACUUUAACUCCAACUACAACUACAUCAUUGACUACAACUGAACCUCCCACAACUACUUCAUCACCGACUACAACUGAAUCUCCCACGACUACUACAUCAUCCACUACCACUGAACCUCCCACAACUACUACAUCAUCAACUACAACUGAAACUCCCACAACCACUACAUCUCUAACCACUGAACCUCCCACAACUAUGACAUCACCAACUACAACUGAACCUCCCACAACCACUACAUCAUUGACUACAACUGAAUCUCCCACAACUACUACAUCAUCCAUUACCACUGAACCUCCAACAACCACUACAUCUCCAACAACUGAACCUCCCACAACUACUAAAUCUCCAACAACUGAACCUCCCACGACAACUACAUCACUGACUACAACUGAACCUCCCACAACUACUACAUCAUCGACUACAACUGAAUCUCCCACAACUACUACAUCUACUACCACUGAACCUCCCACAACUACUACAUCACCAACUACAACUGAACCUACAACAACCACUACAUCUCCAACAACUGAACCUCCCACAACUACGACAACUACUACAUCUCCAACAACUGAACCUUCCACGACAACUACAUCACUGACUACAACUGAACCUCCCACAACUACUAUAUCCCCAACAACUACAUCACCCAUUACCACUGAACCUCCCACAACUACUACAUCUCCAACAACUACGACAUCACCAACUACAACUGAACCUCCCACAACCACUACAUCAUUGACUACAACUGAAUCUCCCACAACUACUACAUCAUCCAUUACCACUGAACCUCCCACAACUACUACAUCUCCAACAACUGAACCUUCCACGACAACUACAUCACUGACUACAACUGAAUCUCCCACAACUACUACAUCUCCAACAACUGAACCUCCCACGACAACUACAUCUCUGACUACAACUGAACCUCCCACAACCACUACAUCUCCAACAACAACUAUAUCACCCAUUACCACUGAACAUUCCACAACCAGUACAUCACCGUCUACAACUGAAUCUCCCACAACUACUACAUCAUCCACUACCACUGAAUCUCCCACAACUACUACAUCUCCAACAACUUUAACUCCCACGACAACUACAUCACUGACUACAACUGAACCUCCCACAACUACUUCAUCACCGACUACAACUGAAUCUCCCACAACUACUACAUCAUCCACUACCACUGAACCUCCCACAACUACUACAUCAUCAACUACAACUGAACCUCCCACAACCACUACAUCUCUAACCACUGAACCUCCCACAACUACGACAUCACCAACUACAACUGAACCUCCCACAACCACUACAUCUCCAACAACUGAACCUCCCACAACUACGAUGUCACCAACUACAACUGAACCUCCCACAACCACUACAUCAUCGACUACAACUGAAUCUCCCACAACCACUACAUCUCCAACAACUGAACCUCCCACGACAACUACAUCACUGACUACAACUGAACCUCCCACUAUCACUACAUCUCCAACAACAACUACAUCACCGACUACAACUGAAUCUCCCACAACUACUACAUCAUCCACUACCACCGAACCUCCCACAACUACUACAACCACUACAUCACUGACUACAACUGAAUCUCCCACAACUACUACAUCAUCCACUACCACUGAACCUCCCACAGCUACUACAUCUCCAAUAACUGAACCUCCCACGACAACUACAUCACUGACUACAACUGAACCUCCCACAAGUACUACAUCUCCAACAACAACCACAUCACCAACUACAACUGAAUCUCCCACAACCACUACAUCUCCAACAACUGAACCUCCCACGACAACUACAUCACUGACUACAACUGAACCUCCCACUAUCACUACAUCUCCAACAACAACUACAUCACCGACUACAACUGAAUCUCCCACAACUACUACAUCAUCCACUACCACCGAACCUCCCACAACUACUACAUUACCAACU